Molecule: messenger RNA, 1789 nt
Organism: Zophobas morio
Lineage: Eukaryota; Metazoa; Arthropoda; Insecta; Coleoptera; Tenebrionidae
Product: juvenile hormone esterase-like
Exons: 10
Coding region: 66-1754 (562 amino acids)
Source: RefSeq, a predicted model, not a curated record
AUUAUGUAGCUUUUUAUCGGAUUGUUGUACAUCUGCAGUCACUAUAUUUUUCAGCUAACUCCAAAAUGUACAAACAAAUAUCUCUUCUAGCGCUUUUAGCGCAAAUCACGAGCCAAGAACCAAUAGUACAACUCCCUAACGGCCAAAUUCUGGGACGUGAAGAUAUUACAUCCGAAGGUGUGCAGUAUUACGCUUUCGAAAAAAUUCCGUUUGCAGCUCCUCCAGUUGGAGACUUGCGAUUUAAAUCACCUCAACCACCUGAAAACUGGGACGGUGUUCUCAAUACAACUACUCUUGACGUGAUGUGCAUUCAAAUUGGUGGUUCUGGGCCUGUUCCGGGAGUAUCAGCAUCCGAAGACUGUCUUUACCUAAACGUAUUUUUGCCAACAAUUUCUCUCAAUAGUAGCGAACCUCUAGCGGUGAUGGCAUAUAUCUUUGGUGGUGCCUACAGGGUGGGAACUGCUGCUGAAUAUAAAGCAGACCUUUUUAUGAACCAUGGAGUGAUUUUAGUUGCCAUGAAUUACCGAGUAGGACCUUUUGGUUUUAUAUCAACGCAAGACGAAGUAAUUCCUGGAAAUAACGGUCUGAAAGAUCAACUGCUAGCCCUUCAAUGGAUUAACAACAAUAUAGCACUGUUUGGAGGUGACCCAAACAAAGUGACUAUUUUCGGACAAAGUGCCGGUGGAGGUUCUUGUGCUUAUCAUUUACUAAAUCAAAAUUCGUUAGGUUUAUUCCAGGGUGCUAUUUUGGAAAGUGGUACCUUUUUGAGUCCAGGAAUGUACCAACGAGAUUCUAGAAAUAUAGCAUUUGGUGUUGGUGCGGCAAUAGACCCUAGUUUUGAAACCAAUCAGGAUUCAGAAGCGCUACUUCAAUUGUUGCUAAAUUCAACUGCUGAUGAAAUAAAAGCAGCUGUUGAACAAUAUAGCAAUAAGGUAAGCCAACCAUGGGAAGGAUUCGUGGAUCAAGGCAGCAUGUGGGCUCCUGUUAUUGAAGUUAAGAAUCCAGACGCUAUUGUCACAAGAAAAAUGUAUGGACUGCUUUCUGCUGGAAACAUUUUGCCUAUACCUACAAUGAUGGGGUUCACCUCUGAGGAAAGUCUUCUCGGAAAAGACGAUCCAGAGAUGGUGAAAAGUGUUGCCAUAAGCAUAGAUGCAGAUUUAAGUGUAAUAGUGCCCAACGACAUGGAAAUCAUGGAUAAUGAGGAACGUGGUCAAGAAGGAACUUUGAUAAGGGAAAUUUACACGGAUGGUGAACCCUUUGAGGACCAUUUAGGUGCACUGAUAAGAUAUUCCAGUGACAAUACUCUUACGAGAGCUAUGAUCAAGCAUGCAGAACUAUUUUCAAGUAUCGCACCAACAUUUUUUUAUCAGUUUUCGUACGAUGGAAUAAUAGGCGGGAUUGAUGCACACUAUGAUGGUGCUGACAAUGUAGGACAUACUGAGGAACUGAAGUAUUUGUUUUGUGGUGGGUCAGACUGUACCGAUACGACAAAAUAUCCUGAAGAUGAUCUAUUAACAAGAGAAAGAUUGAUCACGAUCUGGACCAAUUUUGCAAAAUAUCAAAACCCCACUCCAGAACCACAAUCCAUACUGCAAAAUGUCACUUGGCCGCAACUCAAAACAGAUGAAGGCGACUUUUUUUACUUGGACAUUAAUAGCGAUCUGGAAGUUCAAAACCAUCCAAAACAAAAGUAUUACGAAGGUUGGGCAACACUUUACGGAGCUUUAGAUUACACCGAUUUUGACACUUUUUGAUUAUGGUUCAGAUGUUGAUUAAAGAUUCAUUUGUA